AGGACACCAGAAGGUUGGCCAAUAAUAACUUUCCCUGACAUAGGUUUGUUCUGCAAUCUUUAUGAUGAAGAUUAUAGAAAGUUGAUGCUGUAUUUAACUGCUGUUCCAUCGAUGCAAGAUGCAGACCUUGGUUUUGCACUGAUUGUAGACAGAAGGAAUGAUAAAUGGAGUGCUGUGAAGACAAUAUUACUCAGGAUUUCUGGCUUUUUUCCUGGACUUAUUCAGAUUGUUUUUGUACUUCGGCCUGUGGGGUUUUUUCAAAAAGCAAUUUCAGAAGUCAGUCACAAAUUUUUCAAGGAAGAAUUCAAAUUUAAGCUUAUAGUGUGUAGUACAGUGGAUGAACUACAUGAACAUCUUGAUCCAAGUCAACUGACACAAGAUCUAGGUGGAACUAUUUCCUACAGCCAUGAUGAGUGGAUAGAGCAAAGGAUGGUGGUGGAAAAAUUCUCAGCUAACUUGCAAGAAAUAUCUUUGGCUCUCAGGGGUAUGACACAAAAGUUACAAGAAACUGAGCUGCCUAAUGAUGUUAGUUCAACUUUAAGUUUAUUGAAAAACCAAGAAACAGAAUAUAAGGAACUAAAAGAUGAGUUGCGCAGUGCAGCCAGGCAUGGAGAAACAUUGUUGAAUUGUAUAAGACGACCAUCAAGUGAAACUGCAUCUUUAGAAAUGUGUCCUGAUAAACUUAUAAACGUUACAGCAGUAGAAAGGCUACUAGUCCAGCUAGAUGAAACAGAAAAAGGUUUUGACAAUUUUUGGAGUGAACAUGAAAAUAAAUUGAGCCAAUUUUUGGAACUUCGGAAGUUUGAACAUGAGUUUAAAGAGCUUCAGGCAAAUGUCACAACCAAUCUUCAAGAAUUGGCAAGCUUGCCAGAGUCAGGAGAUUCGGUUUCACAGAUUGACUUUCUGAUUGAACAACUAGAGAAGUUUAGGCUACAGACCAAGAAUGAUUUUGACAGAAUGAAAGAGAUUCAAGAAAUGGGUAAGAGCCUAAUCAUGUCCAAACAUUAUGCCGUUGACUGUGUAUCACCCAAAUGUCUGGAACUGGAGCGAAUGUUUAGUGACUUCAAACAGAAACUUGAUCAAAGAUACCAGCUUCUUCACAAACACAGAGAUUUGCAAGAACGAAUAGAAAAAGCCAAUAAAUGGUGCACUGACGGGGUAGACCUCUUAGCUAAUCUUCAGAUUGAGAAAUGUUCAUCUCCUGAGUUUGCUCUGGUAGCUCUUGAAGAAUUAGACUUAUUUCUGAAAAGAUCUCAAGAGCUUCAGUUAAGCAGUCCAAGGGAAUUCCACAAUAUAUUUAAGGAUAUGAUUACACCAGAGAUUAAAUCUUUGGUGCAUCAGGUACUUCAGAGAAUUGAAGAUGUUCAGGUGAUGUGUGAAAAGCAGAAGAAUAACCUUCAAAAACUUGUUUCCCGUUCUUCCCGCCCAGUCCAGGCUGUAAUACCUGAACCAGCAGUGCCUCUUUCCUUGCCCUCCGUUGGUAGUUCUUGUAGUAUUUUCCAGCGUGGUAGUAAAUCUCCAGACAAUGAACUACGUUCUUUCAGAAGAGGAAAGACAGGAUCUAAGAUGCAUAUUGAGGUACGGCUAGGAGAAUUUAGCAGCAUUUUACCUUCAUUGCAGGAGAACUGUUCACUAGAACCUCAUUCUCCCAGUCCAUGUAGUCAACAGGACAUGAAGAACCACAAAAGAGGUCAUGUCAUGACAGAAUUGAUUGAAACAGAAAAAACUUACGUCUCAGAACUCAGCAGUAUAAUUCAGGGAUACAAAAAAGAAAUGGACAACCCAGCAAUGAAAGACUGCAUACCAGGAUCUCUUCUCGGAAAAUCUGAUGUACUUUUUGGAAAUAUGAUGGAAAUCUACAAUUUUCAUAACAAUGUAUUCUUGAUGGACCUUCAGAAUUGCAGCAGCACUCCUGAAUUGGUUGGUCGUUGUUUUGUUCAGAGGAGAGACUUUUUACACAAGCUUUACAGUACAUACUGCAUGAAUAAACCCAAAUCUGAAGCUUUAAGGAGACAGUGUGGGGAUGAUAAUUUGUUUUUUAAGGAUUUGCUGAAGUACACCGAUGAAAAAGCAGCACAAGAAGAACUCCAAGAAGCUCUUGACACAAUGUUAAGUGUCCUCAAGUAUGUAAAUGAUAGUAUGCAUCAGGUGGCCAUUACUGGAUUUCAUGGAAGCCUUGCUGAUUAUGGAAAAUUGUUAUUACAAGGACCUUUUAGUGUUUGGAUGGAAGGAAAGAAGGACAGAAUUAGAGAUCUUCGUUUUAAAUCCCAACAACGUUUUAUCUUUUUGUAUGAGCAGCUUAUUCUUCUUACCAAGAAAUGUGGACCUGAUGAAAACCCAACAUAUGCAUUCAAAAAUGCCUUAAAGACCUCUCAGAUUGGUUUAACAGAAACUCUCAAGGGUUCCCGAGGAGACAGCAGGAAGUUUGAGGUCUGGUUACAUGGGAGAACACAAGUUUUUAUUAUUCAGGCUCCAACUGUGGAAGUUAAAAACACGUGGGUGAAGGCCAUCAAGAAAGUAUUGUUGCAACAGUUUGAAGAUCUAAAAGAUGAAAGUAAGAAAAAUACAGACAAAGUUCCAAGUUUAUUUACUAAAACAAGAAAAACAGUUCCAGGUGCUCUUCAUAGGUCUAAAAAUACUGUUGGCAGCCUUAGCUGGGAUAACUGCCCAAUGGUCACUGAAAAUAACCAUCCAACUAUUCAUCAUCCUCCUGAAUUAGAGCGAAGAGCCACACUUCCAACUAUACACUAUCAUGGACAUAGAACAAAUGGAAUGUCUCACUCUGAAAGCCAUGAUGAUGGAUGGUCAACUGAUGACUUUUCACAGACUGAAGAUGAAGAUGAAGAUAGUGAUGUAUUUGCUUGCAGAACUGAGAUUGGAACUUCUUACCAAGCCUUGGGAGACUAUGAGGCAGUGGAUGUUAGUGAAACUUCUCUUACUGAAGGACAAAUUGUGAUGGUAGAGCGAGUAGGGUGUGCUGGUUGGUGGUAUGUGAGAGACACAGAAACAGGAGCUCAUGGUUGGGUGCCUGCUUCUUACCUAGGUCUGCUCAGUGAAAAAUAUUGUUCACACUCUACUCCUUCAGUCAGCAGUCAAGAUUCGGGUAGUGGAAGUCUCAACCAUGCAGUUAGUAGAACAAGUGUUACCAGUAUGGAUGGUGCAUCUGCCACAUAAAACCCUCAUUAUAUACAAUAUAUACACAUAUACCACAAUAGUGUAUUAAAGAGAUUAAGAUGUAUGUAUGAACAGUCUAAAAAAAAAACCCUGUCUUUUAAUUAACUGCUGAAAUGUAUGGAUAACAGACCAAACAUAAAAAUAGUUAAACAUCAUGGUUUGUUUUUUUUGAAGAAGUUAGCAACUAGCAAUGAAUUAAAUUAUUGUACAUUGACUAAUAUGUUGAGCAAAUGGCAUUCAGUUGAUUGUUAAAUAUACAUGUAUAUACAUAUAUAUAUAAUGUUUUUGUUUUUCUUGUAAUUGACAGGGAAAGUGCAGUACAAUGAUCAAAUGUUGUGUUGUUGUUAAACCUGGUUAUUAAUAUUUUUUGUUGUUUCAAAGAUGUUUGAAUAUAAAGGCAGUGUAUACUGAUUGAAUGAAUAUUCAAGAGAUCAACUGUUUCUUAUAUAUGGUUGACUAUUAUUAAGUAUAAUCUAAAGAAAUUUAUAACUGAAAAUCAAGUACACAGACUGGGUAUUCAUAAUGCAAAGAACAGUUGUUUAUUAAAUGUUUUAUUUUAAAGAAAACUAGAAUGUGAGUACAUCACAUACAAGUAAAAUAUUUUGAGUGACUAAUAACUGAAUGAUAAAUCUAGCUAAUGUUGAUUUUAAAGGAGUGUAUAACUAAGAAUGAAGCUACUGUCAUUAGAUUGAUUAUUUCAAGAAUAUGUUGCAAUUAACUGAUGAAGGAGUUAGUGAAUGAAGUCAACUUCCCCAAAUUUUAUAAGCUCUGAGCAACAAUUGUUUUUUAAAACUGGUUGUUUAUGUGAAUAACUUAUUAUUUAUUACCUCUUUUUCACCUGAUGCUAGUAUUAAAAUUAAUAUUGUGAUCAGUUUUACAGUGGAAAUUUUUUUUUAAGUCAUUAAGUCUGCAAAAUUUCAUCUCACAGGAUUAGCCAUCUUUAGGCAGUGUAAUAUUACCUAACCAUACAUCUUUAGUUGUACAUUGUCUGAACAUGGCCCACUUCUAUGAGCUAAAACAGUACAGUUGUAGUUGCUUAAAAAAUAACAUUUCCACUGUAAAGCUGGUCAGGAUAUUAAACUUAAUUAUCCAAUGGUAUCCUCAUGGUAUCAACCUAGUUACAUGAUGUGGCUUAGAUUUUAUUUAUUAUUUGUUUUAAACCCUUGUGUAGAUCUUUUACUAUUUUUGUAAUAUGCAAUAUGUAUAUGUGUUGUUGUUUCUCUUCUUAAUGCUUAUACAAAAAUAUAAACUUGUUGAGCUACAAACAGACAUUAGUUUUUUAGUCUGUUCUUUUCUAUGGACUAGUCAUUAAAUAGAUCAACUUGUUAGAGCUGCAGCUACAACUUGCUAUACAACAUAUUGAUAAUUGAAACUCAACUCAUACUGCAACAGGUAAGUACGCAAAUUAUUAAAACCUUGUAAGAUAAAAAAAAAAAAAUUGACAAUAUUUUGGUCAAUCUUCAUGACAUCUCCAAACCUAGACCCAUUUUCUUUGUUGUUUCAGCAUUUGUUACCCAUUUUUGUAUUUUCAGAUUUUUAUCAAGCUACAGUAGCAUUUGUUUGUUACAUUUAUUUUCAGACUGUAAUGGACUAAACUAUUCUCCUCUUACUGUUUUGUAAUACUUGAAAAAUAACUAAAUGUCUGAAGAAUAUUUUUCAUUGAUUAUAUGUUAUAAACUCUUUUAGCUUCUACUACUGUGCUGUAUGGUAUAAUUUAGGUUAUUUUUAAUGAACGACCACACAUUUCAAGUUUCUGUAAUGGUACAGAGGGAAAUAAGUAAUUUUAAUUUUGAGCUCAGGAAUCCAUACACUGUUAAUUUACUUUGUAAGACCUGGCUAACGAUAAGCUUCUUGGGGGAAAUGCAUCAGCUAAUGGUUAUGAUGUAAUUAUGUAUAAAACUAGUGUAUUGUGAUUCAAAAGAAAAUCAGUUAACAUCCAUGUCUGUUCUAAAGCACCAACUGAAGUUUAAUUUAAAACUAAGUGGGAGAAACUGAACUUAUCCCUACUUCUAUAAAAUGUUGCCUUGAAUUUUGUGAUAAACAGCUUUCAGGACACUGAUUUCAUCUUCGGUAGAUGUUUGGUUUUCCGUCCUCUUGUGGCAAAUACAUUUAAGAUUUUAGUACAAUUGCUGAAAUCUACUGUUGUAAUCAUUCAUCUCAAGGAAGCUUCAAAACUUUAUCCAUUUAUUAACAUCACUCUGGAUAAGUUCAGGAUUAAAGGAGAAUGAUUAACACAUGCUUUCUGAAUUUUAUUCCAGUUCUUUUUUUUUUGCUACCUUUGUCACAACAAAAUGUGUUGUUGUUUUGUAAUUUAUGAAGAACUGAAUGUUUCCAAACUGGGCAUAGUCUAUUCAGUAAUAUAAGAAUUUCAGUAAUUUUGAGUAAGAUAACAAUGUGAAUCAACAACACCCAAAUACAGCAACUUAAAAGAAAAGUAAACUAAAUGGCUCAAGAUGGCUUGAAGGAUGGUCCCUUCUUUGUGAGGAGCCAAGUACUUUCAUUAGUGGUUCUUAGUCCUGUGCACUUUAUACUUACUCGAGAAAGAGUUAGUUAGUGAUCUCGAAAGUGUAUGUGAAAUGUAAGGUAGCAUUCCAAAACAUUUCCCAUGAUACUUCAAAUGAUCAUUAAAUUCUUCAACUUUGCUCCCAUGUCUUUUUAAGGGCACACUGUAAUCUACGAAACCUUUGGGUUAAAAUCAGUAGUAUCAUUUACACACACCCCCCUUUUUUUUUCUCUAAGGGCAAAAUUUUAUUUUGUAAAUCAUAGAUAACGUCUAAUAAAAGCUUUCUAUACUCCUCACUAGAUGGCAUUUUACUUGAACCAUAGACCCUCAUUUUGUCUGUGUGCCUUUAAAAAAACACUGAAAUAUUUAAGAAACUAUAAUCUUUUUUGUACAUAUGUAGGCAUGUACAGUUUUUAAUCUUGCUUCAUCCUACAGAGCUCAAAUUGUGUAAUCUAUUGUUCAGGUUGUUUUGUAUACAGUAGCAUUUGCUGCAGAAAUGAAGUAUUUCUUACAGAAAAAUAAAUUUUUCUCUUAAAAUGUAUUGGUAGAAACUAGCGAGAUUUUGGAGAUAUUGUUUCUAGUAAGUAACUGUAAAGUUAUUGAAGUAACUUACCACUCAUGAUAAUUCCCACACAUUUUGUAACAUAUCUAUUUGUAGUGUAUUCAUUCAUUUUUAAUUGUGAUGUGACAUACUAUGUGUAUAAUUUGUUUGUGUAAAUUAUGUAAUUAAUGGUAUGUUAGUUUUUCAAUCACAGCUGCCAGUUAAAAGAUAGCUCUUGAUACUCAUGAAUUCAAACCGUUUUAUAUGAAGAUUCCUUAUCUCUCAUUGCUUUGCCUUAAUAAGUUCAUGUGGAUUUUUUGUCCUGAUGAUAAAUGUCUAAAGGGUUGUUGAUAAUUCUUGUUUAUUCAUGUAAAAAAUAUUAAGUUAGAAUAGAUAACUUUAGGAAAACCUUCACAUUACAUUAGUCAGUAAGUUUGUGAGAAGUUUGUGCUCCAGUGGUCAAAAAUAUCUGUGAAUAAACAAUGUAUACACAUUUUAAAAAAUAAAAUAGAAGUGCUGUAAAUCACA
Molecule: messenger RNA, 6746 nt
Organism: Limulus polyphemus (Atlantic horseshoe crab)
Lineage: Eukaryota; Metazoa; Arthropoda; Merostomata; Xiphosura; Limulidae
Product: guanine nucleotide exchange factor DBS-like
Exons: 23
Coding region: 85-3174 (1029 amino acids)
Biological process (GO): intracellular signal transduction
Cellular component (GO): cytoplasm
Molecular function (GO): guanyl-nucleotide exchange factor activity; protein binding
Source: RefSeq, a predicted model, not a curated record